UCCAGACACAGUCACGCGCCACAGAAAACAACAGAGAAAUUAAAGGGAAAUCUAUCAAAACAACAGAGAAAUUCUGUUUUCAACCUUUUUUUAGAGAGAGAGAGAGAAGGGGGGGGGAGAGAGAGAGAGAGAGAGAGAGAGGUGGUCGGAGGGGGUUUCACGCUCUUCACGCCGUGUUGACUCCCUGUAGCUGGGAGAGCAAUUCCGACAUAUCCCCAGAUCGGAGCAGCUAAAUUGUUGGCCAUGGGGAGGGAUGUUGCUGGUUUACGUAUCGGCAAGCUGCCUAAUUCUGUCAAAUUGAACUCCGAUGGUGAGUCUCUUGAUAAAGUACAUGUUUCUCCCAAAAUUUCGGGGUUAACUGCCGAAUCAAAGGACUAUGAGGCAGAUGUUCAUACUGUGGAAGACUCGCUUACAGAAGAAUGUCAUGAGAAGCUAGAUGUACCACGUGUUAAAAGCGAAAGUAUGAAUCACAAUGCCGGUUUGCUUGAAGGGGAGACAUUGAAACCUGAGGUCCAAAAGUCAAGCGAGAAAAAGUUGAGCUCACCGGUCAAGGGAAAUGUCCAAUCAAAGGAUAAUCCACAGCUCCCUACUUUGGCAACAAACAAGCAGGUUUUAACUGAAACUCAUACUGUUGGGGCAGAAGCUAUUGAUGCCGGUGGUAAUUGUUCAAAUAACACCAACCCUUCCCUCUCCCCCAACGCUAAAAAGAAAUUACAGACAAUCUCUCCUCGGGUAUCAAGGAAGUCCCUGCAGCCUGAUUACAAGAAGCAUCUUGAUGAGGAAGAUAUUUGCUCCGUCGCUUCAUCAACUGCAGCAUCUGUCCGGACUGUCAAAUUUAAGACCACUGUCGCAGUAGCUCCUGUAUUUAGAUGCGUUGAUCGUUUAGAGAGACGCAAAGAGUUUUACACGAAGUUGGAGGAAAAACAUCAAGCUCUAGAUGUGGAGAAAAAAGAAUUUGAAGCUAGAACUAAGGAGGAACAAGAGGAGGCUAUAAAGCAGCUUAGAAAGAACUUGGUAAUCAAAGCAAAACCUAUGCCGAGCUUUUACCAGGAAGGGCCUCCACCUAAGGCUGAACUGAAAAAGCUUCCAUUAACUCGUGCCAAAUCACCAAAUCUGUGCCGGAGAAAGAGCCAUGGUGAUGCAAUCGGCUCGUCGUCAACGGAAAAGGGUGUUUGCCCCAAGGGACUUCGCCAGAGUCUUGGCAAUCUCAAAGUGGGUAGUUGUACUGCCAAACCUCUAGAAAACAAGGAUCAGAUCAGUGGAAGGAGUGGGAAUGCCACUUGCAAAAUUAAGGAUCGUUCCAAAACAGUCAAGGAGACAGCUAAAACCACCACUCAUAAAAUGGCUGAGCAGACUGCAGACAUCUCCGUCAACGGCUAGAUUUCUUUACAUUGAAUCGAAAGACACGUUUUAGAAUUUUCUCGAUUGCUCAGUCUGAUGUUGUCUUUUCUUGCGUAGAAUGACUUGAUCAAGUGGAAACAUCUCAAAACCGACUUGUAUAUUUUCUGUCCCUUGUAACCUUUACGUGUACACUGUAUUACCUAUAAGCAGAGAUAUACUCUUAUCAAUUGUAAUGCAGACCCAAUUGUUUGUCUUUC
This is a messenger RNA of Rhododendron vialii, 1598 nucleotides long. RefSeq names its product protein WVD2-like 1. The transcript is spliced from 7 exons. NCBI's taxonomy places the organism in Eukaryota, Viridiplantae, Streptophyta, Magnoliopsida, Ericales, Ericaceae. Gene Ontology annotation, molecular function: microtubule binding. The record is from RefSeq and is a predicted model, not a curated record. Gene Ontology annotation, biological process: microtubule cytoskeleton organization. The coding region runs from base 244 to 1380 and encodes 378 amino acids.